Molecule: messenger RNA, 549 nt
Organism: Drosophila albomicans
Lineage: Eukaryota; Metazoa; Arthropoda; Insecta; Diptera; Drosophilidae
Product: C-type lectin 37Db-like
Exons: 2
Coding region: 30-494 (154 amino acids)
Molecular function (GO): signaling receptor activity
Source: RefSeq, a predicted model, not a curated record
UUCAUCUCAGACUCUUCACUUUGUGCAAAAUGAACAAACUAUUCUUUGGUGUCCUUGUGUCAAUCCUUGUUGUCUACGGCAGUGUAGAUUGCAGAGUCGUUGGCUCGCCUUAUCAACUAAUUGGUUCAAAAUAUUAUUAUAUUGAACGAUCGGAAGAGGUCACUUGGUUUGGAGCACUUCACAAAUGUCAGGCAAUUGGUGGACAUUUGCUUAGCAUCAAAAAUCAAACCGAAUUCGACGCAAUCAAGAGCAAACUGGAAGUGGAAAAGGAUUAUUGGAUCGACAUUAACGAUUUAACUAAAGAGGGAGAAUUCCUUUCGGUGGUUACUGGUCGAAAUGCAACGUAUUUCAAUUGGCAUGAAGAUGAACCAAACAACGGUGGCGACGAUGAGAAUUGUGGCGAAUUGUGGUACGUUAAUGACGAGCACCUGAUGAAUGAUGAUUAUUGUCUAGAGAAAGAAUUCUUUAUUUGUGAACCCAAAGACCAAAUUUGAGUAAGCAAUGAGUUCUUAAUAAAUAUGAAAAAUAUGCACUAUUGAUAAAUAGAUU